CGAGGCGAGAGGGGCCGGGCGGCGGCAGCGACCCGGGACGGGCCGAGCCCGGAGCCGCGGCACGGCUGAGCGGCCCCAUCCGGGCCGGGGAGGGGGCUGGGAGGGGCUGCAGCCUCCCGUCACGGGCUCCCUCGGUGCGGGGCCCCGGGGGGAGCUGCUUGAACCGUUACACGGCGGCCCAGGGGAGCGCUGGCUGCCGCGGGAGGCCGGAGCGGGGCCGGGCCGCGGGACGAGCCGCGGGGAGCGCCGGGAAGGCGGCGGCGGCCCGCUCCGCGCCCCAAGCCGCGGGGCUGUCGUAAAGGCGCGAAGCGGGCGUUUGCGGCGGGUGCACUUUACGGCUGAGGCCGCGUUCCGCGCUCUGAUUGGCUCCGGUGAGGCCGCGCCGCUCUGUGAUUGGCUCCGCCGCGGCCGCGCCGCGCUCUGAUUGGCUCCGCGCGGGGCCAGGGGCGGUUUGAGCGGCAGCGCCCGGCGCGGCGGCGGCUCCGCGGAUCAGCGCGAUGCUGCCCCUGUCCCUGCUGAAGACUGCACAGAACCAUCCCAUGCUGGUGGAGCUGAAAAAUGGGGAGACGUACAACGGGCACCUGGUGAGCUGCGACAACUGGAUGAAUAUCAACCUGCGGGAGGUCAUCUGCACGUCCCGGGAUGGAGAUAAGUUCUGGAGAAUGCCAGAGUGCUACAUCCGUGGCAGCACCAUCAAAUACCUGCGUAUCCCCGAUGAAAUCAUUGACAUGGUGAAAGAAGAGGUGGUGUCCAAGGGCAGAGGCCGUGGUGGGAUGCAACAGCAGAAGCAACAGAAAGGCCGUGGUGUUGGAGGUGCUGGACGAGGUGUGUUCGGUGGCCGUGGCCGAGGAAUACCAGGCAGUGGGAGAGGCCAGCAGGAGAAGAAGCCAGGCAGGCAAUCAGCAAAGCAAUGAGGGGCUGGGAGCAGCCUGGCUGGGCCACUCGCCCUCAGCACCUCGGGAUUGCUGCGUGCGUUACCUUCCGACCCUCCCGCCAGCGCCCGGAUCGUGUCCCUUGGAACCUCCCUCAUCAUUUCAGCUGGGAGAGGAGCUGCCCACUCCUUGUAACCAGCAAAUAAUUGGAAAGAUUUAUUUUGGUUUUGUUAAAGAAAUCAUUUGUGAUCAAGGACUUAAGCUCUGCCUUCAGCCCAGAGUGAAAGCUCUGUUUAAUUUGUCAGGGUGCCCAGGUUUGGUUUCAGGGCUUCCCCUGCACAGGGCUGAGGGUGAAGGCAAAUGCUCUCUGCAUUGGUUGGGAUUCAUUUCUCCUUUUUGUUUUACUACUUGAAACUGAGGAAACUUGUUGCAUUUGUACCUGACCACGAGUAUGUUUUUUGGUUUAGAAACACUGCACUUGAGGAUGUUGUAUCUUGACAUGAGUAGUCUUAAGGGUUUGGGGUUUUGUUUGAUUCAAAACCAACCAACUUUUAAGCUGUUGCUCCUCUUUCUGACUGGGCAGCUCAGCCUCUCUCUUAGAGGAGAACUUGGGAUGAACACUGCACUGGCCUUCAAGGGUUGUUUCCAAGAGAGCUUUGUGAUAAAUGAGCAUUUCUCAAUUAGCCUAUUACAAAUUUGACUUCAGGUUAGAAGCUUCCUUUAAAGGGAAGAGUUUUCUGUGUGUUCUUGUGGAAGGCUGGUGUGUGCCCCUUGCUCCUCGUGGCUGGUUUUGGGGGGAUGGGGGUCUGCAAAGCAACUGAGCUGUUGAUUUAUUUCCCCCACACACUUUGUAAACUCCCCCUCGUGCCUGUGACACUGAACUCCAACAGUAUUUCUCAAGCUUACUCUGGUACCUACUGACUUGACUUCACCACACACACUUGUUUCCUUCUCCAGUCACCAGUUUUGUUUCCCAGGGGCUGUGGACCCGUGUGUCAGUGGUGCCCCUCCUGCAGUUACAGCUCUUGGGAAUUCCCAGGUAGGGUUACUCCAGUCUUCCAUCCCACGGGGUGCAGGAUCCCCUGAGCAAAAUGCACCCACACAAUAUCCUGGCGAAUCACAAGUGCAUCUCUGCAGGAGGCCACAGUGGGAAGAAAGAGGCUCUGGCUGUGUCCCACCCCCCUGAAUGGAUGAAACAGCUUAACUGUAGGGAAAAAGCUGAUUGUGUGACUUGUUCUGAACAGAUUUGGGGGGGGGUUAACAUCUCAUUCCCCUAUUGAAGAUUACUCUUUGCCAUCACCACUGUACUGAAAAUGAGUGAAGAACAUGCUUUUAUAUAUACUUAUUUUUGUACUGUUUCUAGAACUGGUGCACAGUGGUGAGCAGGAAUAAAUCACCAACCUCUACAGCAAA
Molecule: messenger RNA, 2285 nt
Organism: Colius striatus (speckled mousebird)
Lineage: Eukaryota; Metazoa; Chordata; Aves; Coliiformes; Coliidae
Gene: LSM4
Product: LSM4 homolog, U6 small nuclear RNA and mRNA degradation associated
Exons: 5
Coding region: 498-914 (138 amino acids)
Biological process (GO): spliceosomal snRNP assembly; mRNA splicing, via spliceosome; nuclear-transcribed mRNA catabolic process
Cellular component (GO): P-body; spliceosomal tri-snRNP complex; U6 snRNP
Molecular function (GO): U6 snRNA binding
Source: RefSeq, a predicted model, not a curated record